AUGAAGAUUGAUCCUCAAAGUUAUUCUGCAUGCAACGGGGAGUUGCCGCCUUUAUGCGCCAGCUUGAUUGAAUCAAUUAAAGGAGCCUCAACUGUGGAACUCUUUAUCGAAGAAUUAAACCGAGCUAGAGAGCUUCAAGCCGUAUUAGGAAAGACCGAGUUGUCAAGAUGGGCAGAUGUACUGAAUCGAUGUGAUGAAAUUCUAGAAGAUGCGACUGUUAUUCAAGAUCAUGAAAUGAAGCGAAUUAUUCGAUUGACGGAGUGUACCGAUAUGGAUCUUGUUGGCGAAGUAUUGAGACUUUUGCAAACUAUCAGCAAACGAUCAAAAUUCCUCACUCAGAGGCUGUGCCCAGAAGAUCAAGCCUCACUCGUCAUGAGUCUCACAGCAAUGGCACAAUGCUGGGGAGGCAAAUUGCGCAACCUCAAAAUGGAGGAUUGCGUUCACAAAGAUGUUAAGCUACCACCGUUGUUUCCAUUUACUUUUACUGAUAGCAAAGCAAAGCAUACCAUGAUCUUUGAGCGCAACAUGGUAGACGAGCCCUUAUUGAAAGUAGUUGAUGAGUUUGCAAAGGGUAUGACACCUGAGGAUAGAUACAGUUUGCUGGCUAGGAUAAGAAUGUUGCGCCAUUUCGAAGUUCGGGAGCACAGGAUGCAGUGUUUAAUUGUGCGACUGCUGUCCAUCUCAACUCUAAUCUAUUGCCGUUGCCAGCCAGAUGACGUUCAAAUAAGUGCUUUAUUGUAUAGUGGAUUUAUUGAAGAAGCCGUGGCCUUAUUAAAAGUUGAUUUGAAUUCCCAUGAACUCAUGGAUCCGAUACAAACGGAAGCGCUGCGAAUGCUCUGCAGCGUUGUUUCUUUGGAGAAAGCCAGCAGAACGUCACAAAUUCUUGACGUAUUGAGUGCAGGAUCAUACCACGGUUUCUUAGCUGUAUUUACGAGGAACAUAGUAGAAGAUAUGAAGAGAAACGCACUGAAUACACCAGGGAAGCCGAGUGUCGCACUGAGUACAGCAUUGCUGUCAUUCAUCUACCAUCUCAGCAACAAUGACCCAGGAGGAGAAACAUUGGCAGCCUGUGGUCUUACGCAGACACUGCUCAGCGUGAUUUCGCAUCACGCUCUUCCACUUGAUCAAGCAACCUUAGCAACGCGCUGUACUCGAAUUACUGACAAUUUCACGACCAUUGAUGUCACGGGCUUCAACAAUUGUAAAGGAAUGGACAUCUGCAUCGACCGUCUAAUUUAUGAAGUGGAUGAAUGCAGAAAGGAACAACCAUUUGUCAUCGAUACCAGCGGUGAUGUUGACGAUGACACUGUCGGUAGCGUCUUUGUGCGCGCACCUGUAAUUGGAAAAACUUGUCAUCCACAGCGGUCUGGUCUGAUCAAAGCGCUAAUCACAUUCAUCAAGCGAGCAAUACAGGAUACUCAGUUUCAAGAUAGUGUGCGACAUAGCAGUACAAAUACACAAGUUUUUAAGGAACCUGCUCAACUGACGGUUCUUCAAAGCAGACACGUGCCGUAUGUAAUUCUGCAGAGUAUGCUGCGAAAAGAGGUGAAUACUAAGGCCGUUUGCUCGGAUUUGAAUUACAAUUACGAAUACUUGUGUGCUACAUUGCCUUUUUUCAAGAUGUUGGAUCGUCUUGUUGAGCUCGGCAACAACCCACCGCCAAAUACCAGAAUUGUCAUGGCGUUAUCAAGAUCUGCCAGCAAGGCCGCUAGUCAGAGUUUUGGAAGUGGGUCCAACACGCCAAAUGUUGAACAGCUCCCGAUGUCUCCACCUGAAAUUGAAGAGAUGUCCGAUGAUGACGAUGAAGCAGAAAUGAGCAUGGAUGAAUUGAGCGGUGUUGGGCCAGUGGACUUGAAAAUGGAUUGUCCGUCGGACGCGAAGGAUGGUACAAGGCUACUUCCACUUGGUGACUAUCUGCUAAUUUUCACCAAGAUAUUCGAAGCAAUCAUCACGCAAGUGGCCGCAGCGGACCUAGUAGAAGGUUUUGUUGAGAAAAAUGGUGUCGAAAAGAUUUUGUCGCUGUGCAAUUUACCAUCCCUGGCAGCCGACCUUGCUGCAAGUACUUUCUCCGCAAGCGUUGGAUGUAUUGUGAAAUUUGUUCUGCAGCAUGUUAAAGCUGGGGACAAACUUAUGCUGUCAAUAAUGGAAGUAUUCUUACAAUCUAUCAAUCCAUUUGUUAUGCGAACAUCACGUGGGUAUAGUGAAUCCAGCGGAGGUGGUGCAUCGUUACUAGUACCACUCGGAGAUGAAGGAAUCGUAACGGCAAUUACUAGCAUGAGCAAUGCUGUUCCCAUUCUCAGCAUGCUGACUAAGAAUAACAGCCUCUCCGUUCCUGGCACACAGGGAGAUUUACGGAAUCGUGUUUGGGAUGCAUGGCUUACGGACACUGGUAAAAGACUACACACAGGAUUUCGGAAGGUUUCCCGAGUUCUUGCAUGGGAGACAGCACUCCUCAAAAUGAUAGAGCCCACGAAAGCAGUAGCGACGACGCAAACAGAUCCGAGUGAGAUUGAAGCCUUGUCAGUUGGAACAAGCACUCCCAUAAGUCACAGUUCGUCUGAGCCAAACAAUGUGAUGUCGGUAGCCGUCGAUCCACCUGCAACAGCUGCACGUCAACCAGCCUGGGCGAUGGCAGGGAUCACGCAAGCUGAAAACGCGUUUUGGCAUCGUCACAAAAAUGUCGCUGAUAUGGUGAUAAAGGCGAAUAAAACAGUGUCGGAGUUCCUUAGUCAACUGUCACGAUCAUGCUUUGUUCCAACGAGACGAAAUCGAAGAUACGAUUUCUCUGCAUCUACUAUGACCAAAUCUGCUCAGCAAAUGGCAGAUGAAGUUUUUGCCGGCUUCUUCCGUGACCUCAAGUGGACGUGUCACAAAGUGCCCGAGGGCGGUCCCAUCCCUCCUAUGGAAUUCGGUCGCCUCCAAGAAGUAAUCGCGCAGAUGUCGGUGGCUCUGUUCGACGAUCGCCGUCAGCCAUUCCAUGCAAUGCUUCAACGUUUCUAUACCUCUGGUUGCCAUAAUGCCUUCUGUGAUUUGAUGAUACACAAGCUUGCACCUGCGUUAGGAAGCGAUUACAAUGAUUGGUUGGAGCUUGCAUUCCUUGAAUGGUUCCGUCUCGCCAGUAAAUUGGCACACAAGCAAAAUAUGUUGAAUACUAUGUACCGUCAGCCCCAGCCACUAACUAUCGAGUUUGAUCCGAAGAAGUAUUUGAAACUGGUGCACAACGAAGGUGCAACCGAAUGGUUGAUCAACCGAAAUGCCGCCGGAUUGCAACAGUCGCUCGAAAGAAGCAACGAUGUCGGAGAUUUGGAAGAAGGCGAGUUCGUCGAUGCUAACCUACCUUUUCUUCUUGGAGUUGCAGUUUCAUCUAGUAGUGGAACCAGUGAGGAAAGGGAAGCAAGACGUGCAGCUGGAACCAGUUCCUCGCUUGAUGCAGAGGAUUCCGUGGAAAUGCCGAUAAUCACUCCUCUGAAGGAGCUAAAUAUCGAUACAGACUUGUCCAUCUCUCGCGCAUGCAUUGAACUGAUGCCUCUCUGCAAACGCUUGAUGGAGCUCGGUUCGGAUCUCGUGUUCUCAUGUGCCGACCUCGUUUCGGGCAUGGUCAGCACACUGGAUGAAGAAUGGCGUCGUCGCCAUUUGAUCGGUCAGAUAAUGACUGAAGAGAUAAUUACUAUGGCGCAGUCUGUUAUGAGUGGACCAUCCGAGCACGCCGUUCGCGUGCUAUCCACCAGAAUCCACUUUGCCUGUUUAUUAUUCGAUUAUGUCGCAGAUGAAUAUCUUGAGGCCAGCGCUUCGCAGCCUAUGGUAUCAACUAUGCUUCUUCUGCUUGGUUUUGUUUAUGACAACUUUGAUGUCGAUUAUAUGCAAAAUGGGCUGUUAUCUCCGGUAGUCCUGUGGCUGGACUUGCACGACAAGGCUAAGCGAGGCUCUGAAAAGACGAACUAUUUUGAAGAAAGAGAAGGGAUUUCACGCGUUGAAUUGUACUUGAGGAAGAUAAAGAAAAAAAAAAAAAAAAACGACAACAGAAUGAUGGGCCUUCUUUGCCAUCAAGUUCGGUGUUCCACGAAAAUACCGGAUGGUGCUUGCAGACAUAGAACGCUUAUGAAAUCGGAGCGUGAAUCUGUGUGGACCACCGCUGAGACAUCUCGAUUGCUCGUCAUAGUUGUCAGUUUGUUGCAUAAGUCAUUGAUUCACCACACUGCUGCUCAUACUAUUCUCGCAUUCCGUCGCAAGCCUCACUAUGAGACGCGAACUGCGGCAGGAGGUCGCAAGACUCACCAGAGACGCGAACUGCGCAGUGAACUUCAUUCAGGUGGCAUUGCGGCGGUAUUGCAAUUGCGCUGUUCCACAACCCCAUCCACUUCCGUACUGACAUCGCUUAUCAUCAGACAAUGUAUUGAUGAUGAAAACAUGAUGGCGCAGGUAAUGGAGAAGAGUGUACGUGUCGUAACGAAUCCUGUGCAGUCUACUCCUCUAUCAGAAUAUCUUGGAAUGUCAGAGAAUAAGCCUAAGGAUUGGUGUGAAACACUCAACAAGCUCGCACCUCUCUCAACAAGUCGUGAAGAGAACAUCAUCGUUGUUUUCAACAGGGCACCUGGAAUUUUCGUAAAUUCAAUGGAAAAAUGCGCUAAAUUGGAUGGCACGUUGAUGGUUUCAACUUCAUCGAAGCCUCAUUUCUCGGCCCCUACAAGCAAUGAGCGAACACAGCAGGUGCAGUUAAUAUACAGCUUUAUGGCCGCGGCUUAUGAUAUCAGCUUUUUCUUGAAGAUUGUUCAACUAUUGCUCCGCGAAUGUCUUCAUGGUGAAUGGCCAUCAGAAAGCAGCGUGCCAUUAGGACACACAAGAAUGAUAAGUCGAGGAGCAAUUCUGAGCUUGUUGGCAGAAUUAGUUAAAUCGUACCCUGGUGUUGCUUCUCUGAUAUGCGAGGCUAAAGAAGAUGGUCAGAGCGUUAUUCAUCAACUCAUUGAGCAUUUCAUCGAUGGUUCGCAGGAGAAAGAUACUCUUGGCUCUUUGAAAACGCUGAUUUCCAUUCUUGGCUGCCUGCAAUCACUCUCCCAAAGCGCAGGAGUCGUUGGUGUCCGACAUGAAGGCAUCGCUGCUCGCAGUUGGAAACUCGUCACUUUCCUCUUCGGCGAUCUGUAG
Ostertagia ostertagi is the source of this 5139-nucleotide messenger RNA. Lineage: Eukaryota; Metazoa; Nematoda; Chromadorea; Rhabditida; Trichostrongylidae. The record is from the annotation of a GenBank genome assembly.